GGAAUGGGAUCUAGGAAUGCAUUAGAAUAUUGCAUUUAUGUUUUCUUAAUACGUGCACUUGCACAACAAAUUUAGUUUUCUUUGGAUUUUUUAAUUAUUGAAUCAAACAUAAUUGUUUAUUUCGAAAUAACCGUUUCCUCAUUUAUUAAAAGCUCUGAGUUUUAAAAUCAUUAUUAUUUUUAAUUUAUUUAAAUCAGCAUACUAGUUAAGAUAUUUGGCAGACCUUACGAAUCUUUGCAGUUUUUAAAGAGAAAAGGACGAACCUAACCCUUAGUGGUUUGGGGGCGUUACAUAUCUCCACCUUGAGCCAAGAUCAUAUGUCCAUUGCUGCCUACUAUAACAUUAUCAAAUUAUACUGGGAUGAGUUGAAUACACUCACCACCAUCCCAAAUUGCUCUUGUGGUGCCUUGCGAGAACUCACUCACAUGCAUCCAUUCGCAGCCAGAUCCUUGCCAUGGAUCCUCUUCCCAACGUUGGCAAAGUUUAUUCCAUUAUCCACCAAGAAGAGAAACAGAGGUUGCUUCACCUCCCUACACUCAACUCUGAUUCUGUGGUUAUGGCAGCAAACCGAAACUUCUCACACUCUCGUCCAAAUGAACCACGAGGAAGAGGACGUGGUAGGCCAAAAUGUGAUCACUGUGGCGCUCUUGGACAUUGGAAAGACGCUUGCUAUAAGCUAGUAGGCUAUCCACCCAACUGGGAUCAUUCUCGCAGCAAUCAGAAAUUCAGUCAAAAUAAAGGAUCCUCUCCCCAUGUUGCUCACCAUGUCUCUACCAAUCCAGGAACAUCUCAUACUAAUGAAAGUUCGAUACCAGGACUAUCUGCUGAGCAAUACCGCCAAUUGAUGGACCUUCUCUCGCCAAAUCAUUCAGCCAAUCUUGCUGGACCUUGCCACGAGGAAGCUGAUUGGAAUGGGUGAACUUCGUGAUGGGCUAUACUACUACAAGGCAACAACACCACCACCUUUUCCUGCAACUCCAUCCGCCAUGCAUUCCCAAAAAAAACCUUGCUUCUAUUUGUGGCACCAACGUCUUGGGCAUCCAUCUCCAUCCGGCAUGAAUAAAGUCAUUUCCAUUUCUAAUCCUUGUUUUCACUGUGAU
Alnus glutinosa is the source of this 1100-nucleotide messenger RNA. RefSeq lists its product as uncharacterized. The record is from RefSeq and is a predicted model, not a curated record. The transcript is spliced from 2 exons. Gene Ontology annotation, molecular function: zinc ion binding; nucleic acid binding. Lineage: Eukaryota; Viridiplantae; Streptophyta; Magnoliopsida; Fagales; Betulaceae. The coding region runs from base 455 to 919 and encodes 154 amino acids.